This is a messenger RNA of Alexandromys fortis (reed vole), 849 nucleotides long. RefSeq names its product non-histone chromosomal protein HMG-14. The coding region runs from base 90 to 383 and encodes 97 amino acids. NCBI's taxonomy places the organism in Eukaryota, Metazoa, Chordata, Mammalia, Rodentia, Cricetidae. The record is from RefSeq and is a predicted model, not a curated record. Gene Ontology annotation, molecular function: nucleosomal DNA binding. The transcript has a single exon. Gene Ontology annotation, cellular component: nucleus; chromatin. Gene Ontology annotation, biological process: chromatin organization.
UCAAGAAAUAAAACUAUAGAGCAGACCGUGCGGCGGCGGCUCCGUGACAGGUUCGGCCUCGCACGCGCCUCCCAUCCAGCGCCGCUAAGAUGCCCAAGAGGAAGGUUAGCGCGGACGGAGCGGCGAAGGCGGAGCCCAAGCGCCGCUCCGCGAGGCUGUCGGCCAAGCCCGCCCCUGCCAAGGUGGACGCGAAGCCGAAAAAGGCCGCAGGAAAGGAUAAGUCAUCGGAUAAAAAAGUGCAAGCAAAAGGGAAGCGGGGAGCAAAGGGCAAACAAGCUGAAGUGGCCGACCAGCAAACCACGGAUCUGCCCGCAGAGAAUGGAGAGACUGAGAACCAGAGUCCAGCCUCUGAAGGAGAAGAGAAAGAAGCCAAGUCCGACUAACCAUCCAUCAUGUCUGUCAGUGUCCCCGCCUCCCUUCUUGUACAAUCCAGAGGAAUAUUUUUAUUUACUAUUUUGUAAAUGCGAGUUUUUUAGUAGCUCUAGUAACAUUUUUAAAAGGUGGGGAGAAAUCCUGCCUCAUCCCAUUUUUUAAGUGUAAAUGAUUUUUUUAAGAGGUUAAAUCACUUGCUGGUUGUUUAUUUUUUGGUACAACCAGAAAAUAGCAGGAUACUGAAUCAAGAGAGGCUGUGACUGUCUCGGGGGUCACCAUAACAUUCCGUAGAGGGGGCUAGUUUUAUAUCCUACAACACAAAGCAUAUACUAAGUGGUAAUUUGGAGUCUCGGUCGUGCGUUUGUGUCUGCAAUAUUUUCCGUUAUAUCCAGUGUCGUGUUUCGUAGAACUGUUGGCUAAAAACCCACUCCUUGGUCCUUACCCUGUCAGGACUGUCUGCCUAUGGCAGUCCAUUUU